AUGCCAGACAAGGGCCACGAAGUAGACAGGACAGGUGCAGUUGUGAUUGACACUGGCACCGGAACGUGCAAAGCUGGGUUUGCGGGUCAACAAAUACCCCAGGCAGUCAUUGCAACUGUUGUUGGUCAACCCACAGAGAAGUCCAUGAGGACUGCAAGGGACAGGCCAGAUACAUUUGUUGGGGAGCAAGCACUUCUGGAGCCUGAUGUGGACCUCAUUUUGCCACUGAGGCAUGGCAUAAUCAUAGAUUGGGAGGCAGCCGAAAUCCUGUGGCGGCACCUUUUCUACCAUGACCUCAAGGUGGCUCCAGAAGACCAUGCGCUUUUGAUGUCUGAUCCUCCCCUGUGUCCAACUACAAACCGGGAGAAGUUGGUGGAGGUUGUUUUCGAGUCCCUCAACUCUCCGGGAAUGUAUGUGGCCUAUCAGUCGGUCUUGUCAGUGUAUGCCCAUGGGAAAAUCAGUGGGCUGGUUGUGGACUCCGGCUAUUCCACGACACACACUGUGCCAGUCCAUCAAGGGUACAAUUUGCCUCAUGCCACAGAAAGGAUGGACAUUGCCGGAGUCAACCUGACAUCAUUUCUGAUGGACCUUCUGAAGGACAAGGGGCAUUACUUCGACGAAAAGAUGAUGAACGUCGUGGACGACAUCAAGCAAAAGUGCUGUUACGUGACUGUUGAUUUUGAGGACGAGUGGAAUCGUCCGAAGCAAGACUACAUGGUUGACUAUCAAUUACCUGACGGGCAGGUGAUCACACUGGGAAGAGAGAGAUUCCAAUGCCCAGAAAUGCUGUUCAAUCCACCACAAAUGCCCGGGUUGACUCUUCUGGGCAUCCAUGGCAUGGCCCUGAAAAGCUUAAAUAAAGUCCCUGAAGAAUCCCGAAAGGAAAUGUGCGAAAACAUAUUGUUGUGCGGAGGGUCGUCGCUCUUUGAGGGCUUGGAAAAGAGGUUCACUCACGGAGUCAAGGCCAGCAUCCCCAUCAACACAAAGGUGAAGGUCACAAGCAUGCCACUGAGGCAGUAUGCUGUCUGGACGGGGGGUUCCAUCCUUGCUUCCUUGAAAAACUUCCAGCCAUGCUGGGUCAGGAAAGAACAGUACCAGGAACAUGGACCCUAUAUUGUUCACAGGAAGUGCUACUGA
Messenger RNA from Varanus komodoensis (Komodo dragon), 1137 nucleotides. RefSeq names its product actin like 9 (gene ACTL9). NCBI's taxonomy places the organism in Eukaryota, Metazoa, Chordata, Lepidosauria, Squamata, Varanidae. The coding region runs from base 1 to 1137 and encodes 378 amino acids. Gene Ontology annotation, cellular component: cytoplasm; NuA4 histone acetyltransferase complex; membrane. The record is from RefSeq and is a predicted model, not a curated record. The transcript has a single exon. Gene Ontology annotation, molecular function: nucleosomal DNA binding; protein kinase binding. Gene Ontology annotation, biological process: cell motility; axonogenesis.